This is a messenger RNA of Juglans microcarpa x Juglans regia, 1401 nucleotides long. Its product is annotated as mitochondrial import receptor subunit TOM40-1-like. The transcript is spliced from 11 exons. Bases 196 to 1134 code for a protein of 312 amino acids. The record is from RefSeq and is a predicted model, not a curated record. Gene Ontology annotation, molecular function: transmembrane protein transporter activity. Gene Ontology annotation, biological process: protein import into mitochondrial matrix. Gene Ontology annotation, cellular component: mitochondrial outer membrane translocase complex; mitochondrial outer membrane. Lineage: Eukaryota; Viridiplantae; Streptophyta; Magnoliopsida; Fagales; Juglandaceae.
UAUGCAUAAAUAGGAAACGGGCUUUGAGUCCUCUCCAUUUCCGACCCCAAACCCAACAGGAGCCCUCCCACAACCCCUCCCUAGGGUUUUAGAAAAAGUAGCUUUUCAGGAUCUUAGAUCCUCUGCGGGGUUUAGAGACAGACAGACGCUCUCCUCUCGGAUUCAGAUUUUUGUUUGAUUACUUAAUUGGAUACAAUGGCGACGGCCCUGAACGUUCCUCCAGCUACCAUCCCCACUACGCUGCCGGAGAUGAAGAAAGAGGAGGAGAAAGUGGAUUACUUGAACCUCCCUUGUCCUAUUCCCUACGAGGAGAUCCACCGCGAAGCUCUCAUGUCUUUGAAGCCAGAGUUAUUUGAAGGAAUGCGGUUUGAUUUUACCAAAGGUCUCAAUCAGAAGUUUUCACUAAGUCACAGUGUGUUCAUGGGACCAAUGGAGAUUCCCUCACAAUCUUCUGAAACAAUCAAAAUUCCUACUGCUCACUAUGAAUUUGGUGCCAACUUUAUAGACCCAAAGUUGAUGCUUUUCGGGAGAAUUCUGACCGAUGGGAGGCUCAAUGCAAGACUGAAGGGUGAUUUAACUGAAAAUCUUUCUUUGAAGGCUAAUGCUCAGCUUACAAAUGAGCCACAUAUGUCACAUGGCAUGGUUUCUUUUGAUUACAAGGGCAAAGACUACAGGACCCAGUUUCAACUGGGAAAUGGUGCCUUAUUUGGAGCAAAUUAUAUUCAGAGUGUGACCCCCCAUUUGUCUUUUGGUGGUGAAGUAUUUUGGGCUGGUCAGCAUCGGAAGUCUGGUAUUGGUUAUGCUGCUCGAUACAACACAGACAAGAUGGUUGCCACAGGGCAAGUUGCUAGUACAGGAUUGGUUGCUCUGAGCUAUGUUCAGAAGGUAUCUGAGAAGGUUUCUCUAGCCUCAGAUUUGAUGUACAACUACAUGUCAAAAGAUGUCACGGCAAGUUUUGGUUAUGAUUACAUCCUUCGACAGUGCCGCCUUAGAGGGAAGAUUGAUUCCAAUGGCUGUGCAUCUGCCUUUCUCGAGGAACGAUUGAAUAUGGGGCUAAAUUUUAUUCUUUCGUCGGAGCUAGAUCACAGGAAGAAAGAUUAUAAAUUUGGGUUUGGGCUGACAGUUGGCGAGUAGAUUCGAGCAAAACUUGGUGCUGCUUUAUAUCCUCAUUUGUCCGUGGCAACCUUGCGGGCUCUUGCUUUGUUUCUCCUAUUGUCGCAGAUCAUAGAAUCAGUUUUGUACUACUUCUAUUUCAGGCAAAGUUCUUGUGGGGUAGCUUCAGAUGCUGCCACAAUUCAAGAGAUCAUCAUAUUGAUUGAUUUGGAGUUGCACUCUUUGUUACCCUUUAGGUCUUCAGAAUGAGAUCGAAUAACGAACAUGAAGAUAUUUUAGCACUUUUAA